Messenger RNA from Danio rerio (zebrafish), 4929 nucleotides. The record is from RefSeq and is a predicted model, not a curated record. NCBI's taxonomy places the organism in Eukaryota, Metazoa, Chordata, Actinopteri, Cypriniformes, Danionidae.
CGUCUCAUGUGAAGUUGAAGGAGCGCAAGCGCGUCUGUGUUCAUCACUCUAUUCUUUGUGCGCUUCUGUGAAAAUAUUUGAGCUAAUUUGGCGUUCAUUUAAGCGGACCCCAUGUGUUUGGACCGAACGAAAACUUUUGUUUAAAAUUGGUGUUUCCUGAAAUGAUGUCAUCCUGUGGUCCUCUUCUAUUGGCUGUGUCAUGCUGUUUGGUUGCUCUGACAUCAUCACUCAACCUGGAUGACCCUAAUGUCUGCAGUCACUGGGAAAGUUACUCAGUGACCGUGCAGGAGACGUACGCUCAUCCGUUUGAUCAAAUCUACUACACCAGCUGCACGGACAUCCUCAACUGGUUCAAAUGCACUCAGCACAGAGUAAGCUACAGAACGGCCUAUCGCAGGGGUGAGAAGACAAUGCAUCGACGCAAGUCUCAGUGCUGCCCAGGUUUCUAUGAGAGUGGAGAUAUAUGCGUUCCCCACUGUGCUGAGAAAUGUGUGCAUGGCCGCUGCGUGGCCCCCAACACCUGUCAGUGUGAGCCGGGCUGGGGAGGGGCUGACUGCUCCAGCGCGUGUGACCGUGAUCACUGGGGCCCACACUGCAGUAGCCGGUGUCAGUGUAAGAACGAGGCGCUGUGUAACCCCAUCACUGGAGCGUGCAUAUGUGCACCCGGGUACCAUGGCUGGCGAUGUGAAGACCUCUGUGACCAUUCCACUUAUGGCAACAAUUGCCAACAGAAAUGUCUGUGCCAGAAUAAUGCUACAUGCCACCACAUCACAGGCGAAUGCGUGUGCAGUCCAGGAUACACAGGAGCAUUCUGUGAGGACUUGUGCCCUCCGGGAAAACAUGGACAGCAAUGUGAGGAGCGUUGUCCCUGUCAGAACGGUGGUGUGUGUCAUCAUGUGACUGGAGAAUGUUCCUGUCCUGCUGGUUGGAUGGGAAUGGUGUGUGGACAACCCUGUCCGACGGGACGCUUUGGUAAGAACUGCUCACAGGAGUGUCAGUGUCAUAAUGGAGGAAUCUGUUCGCCAUCCACAGGACAGUGUGUGUGCAGUUCAGGAUACACAGGAGAGAGGUGCCAAGAUCAGUGCCAGGUUGGCACAUAUGGUAUCGGCUGCAGCCAGGCAUGUCGCUGUGUAAAUGGCGCUCAGUGCUAUCAUGUGAGUGGAGCAUGUUUGUGCGAGCAGGGAUACACCGGAGAAAGCUGUGAGGAGCGCAUUUGUCCGGAUGGUCAAUAUGGCCUUAAGUGUGACAGGAAGUGCCCAUGUAACACCAACAACACACGCAGUUGUCACCCAAUGUCAGGUGAGUGUUCCUGCCAGUCGGGCUGGUCGGGGUUGUACUGUAAUGAGACAUGUGCUCCUGGUUUCUAUGGGGAGGCCUGUCAGGAGGUCUGUCGCUGCCAGAAUGGAGCCGACUGCCACAGUGUGAGCGGGGAAUGUAUCUGUGCACCGGGAUAUAAGGGCUCAGACUGUGCCAUAGCCUGCCCUCCGGGUACAUAUGGCAUCAACUGUACUUCUCUGUGUUCUUGUAAAAAUGGAGCCAUUUGUUCACCCAUCGAUGGAUCAUGUUCUUGUCAAGCAGGGUGGCAUGGGGUGGACUGCUCAAUUAACUGCCCCAGUGGAACGUGGGGUUUGGGCUGUAACCUGUCAUGUGUGUGUGGUAAUGGAGGCGCAUGCAAUGCUCUUGAUGGCAAAUGCACAUGUACUCCAGGCUGGAGAGGAGACAGAUGUGAUCAACAUUGUCAGGACGGGACAUAUGGAUUGGAUUGCCGUGAGCGUUGUGACUGCAGUCAUGCAGAUGGGUGUCACCCCUCAACUGGACACUGCCGCUGUCUAGCAGGCUGGACAGGCAUUCAUUGUGACAGUGUGUGUGCUGAGGGCCGCUGGGGGCCAAACUGCUCUCUGUCCUGUAACUGUAAAAACAGUGCGUCUUGCUCACCUGAUGAAGGUGCAUGCGAGUGUGCACCUGGAUUCAGAGGAACCACCUGCCAACACAUCUGUUCUCCGGGUGUCUUUGGCCACCGCUGUAGCCAGGCAUGUCCACACUGUGUCCACAGCAAUGGCCCCUGUCACCAUGUGACCGGCCAGUGUGAAUGUCUACCUGGUUUUAAAGGGGCACUCUGCAACGAAGUGUGUCCCAGUGGCAAGUUUGGCAAGAACUGUGGAGGGAGCUGCACCUGCACUAAUAAUGGCACUUGUAGCCCCAUGGACGGCUCAUGUCAGUGCUAUCCCGGCUGGAUUGGCAGUGACUGCUCACAGCCAUGUCCUCCGGGUCAGUGGGGUCCCAACUGCAUUCACACUUGCAACUGUCACAAUGGAGCAUUCUGCAGUGCUUAUGACGGCGAGUGUAAAUGUACGGCCGGCUGGACAGGUCUCUACUGCACACAAAGAUGUCCAUUGGGUUUCUAUGGUAAGGAUUGUGUGCAGGCAUGUCAAUGUGAGAAUGGUGCAGACUGCAAUCACAUCUCGGGUCAGUGCACAUGCCGUACAGGCUUCAUGGGACGUCACUGUGAAACGAAAUGUCCUGCGGGUUCAUAUGGAUAUGGCUGCCGGCAAGUUUGUGAUUGUCUCAAUAACUCCACCUGUGAUCACAUGACUGGCACAUGUUACUGCAACCCGGGCUGGAAAGGCACACGAUGUGAUCAGGCUGGAGGGAAUAUUGCAGAAAGUCCCAAUAGUUUGACAAGCGCAGCUCUGCCUAUGGAUUCAUAUCAAAUUGGCGCAAUCACAGGAAUCAUCAUCCUUGUACUUCUUGUGCUCAUCCUCCUCCUUCUGUUCAUCAUUUACCGCAAAAAACAGAAAGGCAAAGAAUCCUCGAUGCCUUCGGUCACGUAUACACCUACUAUGAGGGCCAACACUGAUUACGCCAUUGCAGAGUCACUCCCACAAACAGAGGUCCUUCCCAACAGUAACUAUUUCUCCAACCCCAGCUACCACACGCUGACCCAAUGCAGCAGCCCACCUCACAUCAAUAACAUACCCUAUGGAAAGAUGAACAACAACCAGUUGUUUGUGAACCUGAAGAACACUGAGCCGAGGAAGCGGCUUUCCCUGCUGGAUCACACAGGAACUCUACCAGCUGACUGGAAGCAAGGCGGAUCCUUUAGUGAACUCGGAGCUUAUGGAGUUGACAGGCGCUACAUGGGAAAGUCGCUUCGAGAUCUUGUGAAGAGUUUGCCCUAUCAUGCCAGUUCCUGCUCUCUGAAUAGUUCAGAGAACCCAUACGCCACCAUCAAAGACCCUCCCCUGCUGUUGACCAAGAGCACUGAAUGUGGUUAUGUGGAAAUGAAGUCUCCUGCUCACAGAGAUUCACCAUAUGCUGAGAUACAUUCCUCCAGCCCUGCCAACAAAAAUGUCUAUGAAGUUGAGCCAACCAUCAGUUCUGUCCAGGCACUUACAAACAACAACUGCAACGGGCCAUUCUGUCAAGAUCCAUAUGACUUACCAAAGAAUAGUCACAUUCCAUGUCAUUAUGACCUACUGCCUACAAGAGACAGCAGCCCAUCACCCACAGAGGACAGCAAAUAAACACUCGCAAACUUCAUUAAUGGACCAUUACUGUGUUUAUUGCUGUCUUGAAUGUCAUUCAACAUUAUAAAAGUUCUUAAUCACGUCUGGCUUACAUAUUCAAAAUGCCAUAGUCUUACCCAGUAUUCUGUGAGGAACAAGAGAACGAUUGUUUUAGAGGAGGACGCUAAUAAUUGUAAUUCAUUCAAGCAUAUCAUUCCAUUCUUUUAUAAUAACACAUCACACAAAUCCCAGACAAUCCUCCGUGUUUCUGAUCAAGUAUGUCAGAUUUCAAUUUCUGUUGUUUUUUCUUCCUUAUAAUAUUUCGAAUAUUAGUACUGUUUAUUGCAAUCAGAUUGUCCGAAAACAUUUCAGGUUUACCAAAGGUUGACAUGCCCUUAUAAAGCAUCAUUAGUGUUGUAUUUAUAUUGACAGUCACCCAUAAAUAUAGUUUACAGUCACGUAUGUCAACAUUAACAUCAUUUUUACAUUGAAACGAAGGGCAGAUACUUUAUAAUGUGUAGUACUUUCUAGUUUUUAGUAAGCUAAAGCUGGACUUUUGCAAAGAAAAACAUCUUUAAGAUGACGACGAGAUGGGUCAGUUUGAUAUAAAUAAAUCUGGAGUAUUUACGACAUACAUUCAUAUGUCUUAAAGCACUCUGAGCCUGAACUUUAAUUGUAUAAAACUGUACAUAGUACCAAUUCUUUCAAAUUUACAUUCUCAUAAAUUCCUUUGUAACUUGACUAGUAUUGUUUAAAGCAGGACAUACAGCGAAGAGUCAUCCCGUCCAACUGACUGGACCUAUAAUAUGUUUUCCAUAGAUUUUUUAUUUUUAUUAUUAUUAUUAUUAUUACUAUUAUUAUUUUACUCUAAAUAUUCCACACAAUGGGGCAGCAUGUGGGUAGCGCAGUGGGUAGCACAAUCCCCUCACAGCAAGAAGGUGGCUGGCUCAGUUGGCGUUUCUCUGUGGAGUUUGCUUGUUCUCCCUGUGUUUGCGUGGGUUUCCUCCGGGUGCUCCGGUUUCCCCCACAAGUCCAAAGACAUGUGGUACAGGUGAAUUGGGUAAGCUAAAUCGUCCGUAGUGUAUGAGUGUGUAUGGAUGUUUCCCAGUGAUGGGUUGCAGCUGGAAGAGCAUUUGCUGCAUAAAACAAAUGCUGGAUAAGUUUGCGGUUCAUUUCACUGUGGCGACCCCAGAGUAAUAAAGGGAAUAAGCCAAAAAGAAAAUAAAUGAAUGAAUGAAUUCCACACAAUGAAGUAAUUAAUAAUGCUGAUCCAAAAGCAGCCAAGUGUGUAUGAGUGUUUUAUGUAUAUAUCUUAAAACUGUAUCUUUGUUUUGCUUUUCUUAUGAUUUUUUUUAAUAAAUGUAAAAAAAAAAUCUAAAAAGUUGUGCAAAGUGUCAUCUCUUUAAAUAAAGGAUGAAAAAUG